Messenger RNA from Closterium sp. Naga37s-1, 705 nucleotides. The record is from the annotation of a GenBank genome assembly. NCBI's taxonomy places the organism in Eukaryota, Viridiplantae, Streptophyta, Zygnematophyceae, Desmidiales, Closteriaceae.
AUGGACAGGGACAGUGGUGGACAGGGACAGUGGUGGACAGGGACAGUGGUGGACAGGGACAGUGGUGGACAGGGACAGUGGUGGACAGGGACAGUGGUGGAUAGGGACAGUGCUGGACAGGGACAGUGCUGGACAGGGACAGUGGUGGACAGGGGCAGUGGUGGACAGGGGCAGUGGUGGACAGGGGCAGUGGUGGACAGGGACAGUGGUGGACAGGGACAGUGGUGGACAGGGACAGUGGUGGACAGGGACAGUGGUGGACAGGGACAGUGGUGGACAGGGACAGUGGUGGACAGGGACAGUGGUGGACAGGGACAGUGGUGGACAGGGACAGUGGUGGACAGGGACAGUGGUGGACAGGGACAGUGGUGGACAGGGACAGUGGUGGACAGGGACAGUGGUGGACAGGGACAGUGGUGGACAGGGACACAACACAAGCAUCUGAUUGUGGUGGUUUCCACGAUGAGAGACAGAAGAUGGGAGAUGGGCAUGGGGGAGACGGGCAUGGGGGAGAUGGGCAUGGGGGAGAUGGGCAUGGGGGAGAUGGGCAUGGGGGAGAUGGGCAUGGGGGAGACGGGCAUGGGGGAGACGGGCAUGGGGGAGACGGGCAUGGGGGAGAUGGGAGAUGGGAGAUGGGAGAUGGGAGAUGGGAGAUGGGAGAUGGGAGACGGGUAUGAGUGGAAGGGUGCAUGUAUGCAUGCAUGA